Molecule: messenger RNA, 1129 nt
Organism: Lolium rigidum
Lineage: Eukaryota; Viridiplantae; Streptophyta; Magnoliopsida; Poales; Poaceae
Product: zinc finger protein ZOP1-like
Exons: 5
Coding region: 154-882 (242 amino acids)
Biological process (GO): mRNA splicing, via spliceosome
Cellular component (GO): nucleus; precatalytic spliceosome
Molecular function (GO): zinc ion binding; RNA binding
Source: RefSeq, a predicted model, not a curated record
UCGAGUGCCUCCUAGGCUCCUACCCGACCCCGACCGGCAUCCCCUGUCCUUCCUUCCAUCCAACGCCAAAAUCAAACCCCGCUCGGCCGCUGCUCCGGCGACCUCCCCGGAGACGAAGCUCUACGACCCAAUCGCGCGGAGCGCUCACUCACCAUGACGGAGUAUUGGGUGAGCCAAGGAAACAAAUGGUGCGACUUGUGUAAGAUUUUCAUAUCAAACAAUCCGUUCAGCAUCAGAACGCAUGAACUUGGCAAACGGCACAAGGACAAUGUCACCCAAAGAUUGUCUACUAUGCAAAAGGAUGGUGCUGCUAAGGAAAAGGAGCAGCAGCAAGCAGCUAAAGCCCUCCAGCUGAUAGAAGCUAAAGCUAAAAAGAGUUACCAGAAAGAUUUAGAGAAUAACCAGAGAAAUGUGGAUGGUGACAGUUCUGCAGCACCUGGAGAAGGAUGGGUAUUUGACUCAACUACAGGGUAUUAUCAUGAUAAAUCUACUGGACUUUACUACGACUCAAACUCCGGCUUCUAUUAUUCUGACGGUUUAGGCAAAUGGGUAACCCAGGAAGAGGCAUACAAGUCGGUGGAAACUUCCAAAACUGAUGUUGCACAAUCGUCAACUUCGCAAGCAAAACCACCUGGUGGAGGCGGAGUUAUCUCGAGUAUCAAAGGAGGGCCAGCUCCAGGUUUGGUGGUCACAAAACCACUGAACCCGAUGAGAGCUGUGAAGGGCGCUCCAUCUGGUGUUGCUGCUAACAAGAGAAAAAGAGAGGAGAAGCCCAAGGUGGUCACGAAGGAGGAGGAAGCAGCCCUCAGAGCGCGGGAAGCGGCGAGGAAACGAGUUGAAGACAGGGAGAAGCCUCUGAUGGGAUUAUAUAAAACGUAUUAGGAGAGGUGUCAAUGUUGACAAACUCUCGGGGGUGUGCCCAGUUGCACUACCUGAUGUAGUGGAAAUGCCAUUGGAUGAAUUGUGCUGAGAAAAAGAUGAGGAUCCUCCUGAGUUUCAGCCUUUCAUAGAGCUCUUCUGCACCGGCUACGCUUGCCUGCAGUGCAGUGUACCAUAUAUACCUCAUCAAAGCUGCUGAAUUUGGUCAAUUCCCCUUGUGUGGAACAUGUAAAAAAAGAGAGCAGUUACA